Megalops cyprinoides (Indo-Pacific tarpon) is the source of this 1492-nucleotide messenger RNA. It is a transcript of the gene tbc1d13, whose product is annotated as TBC1 domain family, member 13. NCBI's taxonomy places the organism in Eukaryota, Metazoa, Chordata, Actinopteri, Elopiformes, Megalopidae. Gene Ontology annotation, molecular function: GTPase activator activity. The transcript has 12 exons. The record is from RefSeq and is a predicted model, not a curated record. The coding region runs from base 1 to 1203 and encodes 400 amino acids. Gene Ontology annotation, biological process: activation of GTPase activity; intracellular protein transport.
AUGUCGAGUUCGUACAGAAACAGGAUUCAGGAAUUCAAUGUGGCCUUAAGCGAGGAGAAGAUUAACUUAAAGGCACUUCGUGAGCUGUGCUUCAGCGGAAUUCCCUUUGAAGGAGGAAUUCGGGCUCUGUGCUGGAAGAUUCUGCUCAACUAUCUGCCUCUGGAGCAGUCAUUAUGGGACUCCUUCCUGAAGAAACAGAGGGAGCUGUACGCUCAGUUCCUGAAAGAGAUGAUCAUCCAGCCCGGCAUUGCCAAGGCGAACCUGGGCCUCUCCAGGGAGGAUGUGACGUUGGAGGACCAUCCCCUGAAUCCAAACCCCGAGAGCAGGUGGAACAACUACUUCAAGGACAAUGAGGUGUUGCUGCAGAUCGACAAAGACGUCAGGCGCCUGUACCCGGACAUGGCCUUCUUCCAGAGGCCCACGGAUUACCCCUGCCUGCUCAUCCUGGACCCCCAGAACGAGUACGAGACGCUGCGGCGGCGCGUGGAGCAGACCACGCUCAAAGCCCAGACCGUCGACCGCAACCGGAGCGGAGUGACCAACGUGAGCUCCCCGGGAAAGGCACAGAACCUGUACCCCUCCAAUGAGUACGAGGUGCUGCCCAACGGCUGUGAGGCCCACUGGGAGGUGGUGGAGAGGAUCCUCUUCAUCUAUGCCAAGCUCAACCCGGGCAUCGCCUAUGUCCAGGGCAUGAACGAGAUUGUGGGCCCCAUCUACUACACAUUUGCCACGGACCCCAACAGUGAUUGGAAAGAACACGCAGAGGCAGACACCUUCUUCUGCUUCACCAACCUGAUGUCAGAGAACAGGGACAACUUCAUCAAAAGCCUGGAUGACUCCCAGUGUGGGAUCACCUACAAAAUGGAGAGCGUCUUCUCCACCCUCAAGGAGAGGGACAUGGAACUCUACCUCAAACUGCAAGAGCAGAACAUCAAGCCGCAGUACUUCACCUUCCGGUGGCUGACCCUCCUCCUGUCCCAGGAGUUCCUCCUGCCGGACGUCAUCCGCAUCUGGGACACUCUGUUCUCCGACAAGGACCGCUUCGACUUCCUCAUCCUGGUGUGCUGCGCCAUGUUGAUACUGAUCCGGGACCAGCUGCUGGCUGGGGACUUUACAGUGAACAUGAGGUUGCUGCAGGAUUACCCCAUCUCAGACGUGCACACCAUCCUGAAGAAGGCCAAGGAGCUGCAGGACGGAGCGUAGCCACCGCCCAGCUCCGCCCCUGUCACCUCUGACCCCGCACCGGCACAGCACUCUGGGAACCCGCAAACUGGCAGCGUGGAUAACAGCAGCAGCGGCAGUGUCUCUGUGAGCCUGAGGCCAGAGGACGCCACACUGCACUGCAUUGUGGGGGGAAAAAAAAAAUAACUGUGUCCACAGGCUUCCUCUCUCGGCAUUGUCGACCCCCCCUACCCUGCAGACGGUAUUCUGUUUCAAGCCAUUUAUUUUUGCACUGAAGACUGGAAAACCAAAAGAAAGAAAGAAAAAAAAA